GGCGCCUCAUUAACGGGCCAAGUUCAAGUGGAUGUUUCAUGUUUUAUGUUUGCGCGAAAAACGUGCAGGUGUGUGUUACAGUGCAUCCCGUAAUUCCUGAAAAUCCUUGCAGAGACCAUCCCGACUUGGAUUAAUUCCCCAAAAAUCAUGUAAUAAUAAUAUCAAGUGCGAAAUAAUUCCAUCAAAAGCUCCAAGCGACGGGUUAAUAAUCCCCAAGUCCCCGCGAACAUGUCGGAAAUGAAUCUCUCAGUGUUUACAAAUGAAGGGGUAUCAUGCAGUGGUGCUGAUCUCCUGCAACAGGCAUUCCAGGACGUGGUUGAUGACGAGGAACGUGAUAACGAGAUCGUGGCAUUUUUUAAAGACGAUGGGGGCCAGCACCAGACGAUUCGUCUGACCCAAGAGCAAGCCGCCGCUUUGGGGUUAACUUUCGAGGUUGACUCGUUCAACGAUUGCACGAAUAACGAGGUGAAACAUCCUCAGGAGGAGGAGGGGAACAUUCUGAAUGGCAUCGAGAGGAACAAGUAUGAAGAGGUACUGGAGGAAUCACCGAUGGAAAAUGUAGAUUUCCAGGUGGGUGCCGAGUGGAUUCAGGACACUGAAGAGCUUGAUGGUGACACCCCUGGGGAUAUUUUGGAAGACAACUAUUCCCAUGAGAUUCCAGAGGUCCAGGAGAGUGUCCAGAGCAGGUCCAUGAGGGCAUUUGUCCUUCAGAAUCUCCAGCACCUCAAGAUGUUGAAUAAAAAACUCAUUCAGGAGGAUCAGGAGACAUUUGUGCAACGUGCACCGGUGGUUCCCCAGUCCCAAUUUGUCAUAAAACCCAAUCAAACUGUCCUUAAGCCUGCCAAGAACGCCAGAUUACCAUCAGCCUCGAAUAAACUGAACGUUUCGAAUGCCUCUGCAGUGGUGAAUUCCAUCCAGACCCCGAUGAUUACAAACUCUGUCCAGAAAUUAAUAAAUGGUGCGCCCAAAAAUGGAACAAUCAAUCAACUAAUGAAUGGCAACUCUGUUACUGUGUGUAAUGGAGUCAAUGGACAGGUUCGACUGUCAUCACUCGUCAAAACUGGACAGAUUACCCAGAGGUCUCAAUUUUAUGCCUCAACUCCAAGGACCCUUGAACCAGUGAGGAGUGUCACGACUCAAGUGGUCAAUGGGAAGCCUGGAGCCCUCCUCAAAUCCGUUCCAGUGGUCACUCAGGUCAUGAGGACGUCUGUCCCUGCUGCUAACAUUCCCUCGAAUCCCCAGGUGAUGUUCAAGACAACAACAACACGAGUAAAGCCUCAGGAGUUGAGGACAAUGGCUACUGGAGCUAUCCGGCCUCAGAAUCAAUUGUCGAUUCUGAAGCCUCAGAAGGUGCUGAUGCCGAAUGGAAAUAAGCAGAAUGGGGUUGUCCAGACGACGAAGAUGGUUAACAAGAUAUCGAUUGCACCACAGAGGCCUAGUAUUGAGAGACGAACAGUACAAAAUCUUGUAGUACCACCUCUGAUACCUUCGAUUGCUCCUGAGGAGAAAUCUGGGAACCCUGAAAAUCCUAUUCAGAUUGUACAGCAGGGCCACACAUUUCACAGCAAUCAGAAACUCACACAGACCCAGCUCAAGCAGAUUGCUCAGGUUCUUCAGCAGAGAGGACAGCAGGAGUCUUCAACGAAUAAGGAAAAAGUUGUCUACAGGGUUGUUUUCCCAGAGGAGUUGGACCUCAGGAUCAGGAAUCCUAGCAAUUUGAUGAAGGGAGGUAGAGGUAAGCGUGGAAGACCGAAGAAGGCACCGGGCAGACAUGUGGCUGCUGUGAAAGUUGGAUUGACUGAUGAGGAAAACGAUGAAGCGAAGGAGGAUCGGAAAAAGGUAGUAGCCCGUACAAGGUCAGGUCGCCUAUCUCGUCCCCCUCGUCACAUGGUGCGUGACUACAAACAUCUCCACCCAGUGGACUUCAUGCAGCCAGACCUGGACGAUUCAGACGGUGGGUACAGUGAUUACAACACAAACACAAUAAACACAAAGCUAGAGGGUGAGGAGACGAAGGAAUUGCUGACAGGUUUGGAGCUUCCAAAGCGCAAGAUUUCCACCCACUUUCGUUGCUCAACCUGCAACAAGAUGUACCUGGGUCGUGCACGACUGGCAAAGCACUUCGAGCUGUUUCCAGAUCAUGGGAGUAUCGAAUUCCUGCCUUCAUCAACAUUAACGUCGAAUGGCUGUCCUGAGGAGCUGAAGAAGUCCGCACCCCUGACAGUGGACUCUUUCAAACGAAAGGGAAAAAAGAGAGGGCCCUGGGCCUACGUCACCCCGGAAGCUAAAUCAGAGAGACGACAGGCGAAGCUCAGGGAAGCACUUUCAGUCUGCGACAGUGGAGAAAUAUCAAAAAUAGCUGCCAAACCAGUUCUCAAUGCUCAAUCUCUGUAUGAUCUCAUGGCUGUCAAAUCAGACAACAAUGUCAAGGUAUUCUUGACCGAGUUGAAAGUAUUCAUGGAGAAGAUUCGAGAACAGGCAGGACUCAUGUUAUCUCCAAUGAUGACUAAAGGGAAAGAUCAGAAUCUGAUUGAACUGAGGGAUGAACUCCUGUGUGACGCCCUAGGACUCGUCCCUGGGGUCUACAGUGUCAACGACGAAGUCUUCAAGAAGCCAGAGCCCUAUCACGAUGCCACAAUAUCUGAGGAACCUCCCCUGAAGCUCCAGAAGCUGCGGAAUGACGAGGGAAAGGAGAAUAUCGAGGAGAGACUGUCCAGUGGAUUCUCUGAAAGCUCAGACCUCAGUGUAUCCGAUUUCUUAGCUGAACGAAAGCAGGAUCCCAACUGCCCCGAGGUCCUCACAGCUCUCACUCUGAUGCCGAGGAAUUCCAGUCCUUCGGGGGAGGGAAAUAAACAUGUCUCCAAACUCCUCAUCUCCAGUCCUCAGAUACAGAGAGAGAUGUCUGAUAACCCGGGAUUCCAGAAGGUGGACUUCAAUGGCUCCAAGAGCCCAACGUUCAAGAAAAUCGAGGGAACUAAUGGGCUUGACCUUUUUGCGCAGAAAGUGGAGAAUUCCAGUCAAGGAUUUAUCAAACUUGAGCCUAUUCAACAGAAUUUUAUCAAGCUGGGGAACACUGUCAGUACUUACAACGAAGAAAAGCACUUGAACAAGAUGGAAAAUGGUUUCCAUAGCAUGGAUGGUAACCAGGGAUUGACCAAUGGAUUCCAGAAGAUUAUUUGUGAGAAGCCUGAUGAGUUGAAUGGGGUUAAGUCCAAUUGCAAAAUCCCGGAGGAUCUGCCAAUCCUCCAGGACACUGUUCCUAUAAUUACUGCUAAUUGUGAUGGCAGUCUUUUUGGGGGCUCUGAUAAUCUCGAUCCCAUCGGGCACUUGGAUUACACUGUUAUGGAUAAACAUCUGAUGAUGGAUGAGAAAUUGGUCGAGCAAUUGCAUCUAGUGGAUCAAUCGAACCUAGUGGACGAGUUGGUCUCUGAACGACUGAAGAAUAUCAUACCAGACAAUAUUUUGGAAAAUAAUUUGAUGCCAAAUACUACGAAUUUAGACACUGAACUUGAUUUUGAGGCGCUCAGUGAGGAGUUCAACCGAAAUACCACGAGUUGAUUCAAUGGAUUUUUCAUUGAGCUCGCACAUUCGUUGAAGAUAAUGAUUAUUAAGUGAUACCAAAUGAAUAUUGCUUAAGGAAUAGCACAAGAACAGUUGAUGUAGUUGUAAAUAACGUUAGCUGUUCGCCAGAGCAAUGGGGAUAUCUCUGGAGUCUUCAUCGACGGCAAUUAUUAAGGGUGAUAUGUUUAUUUUUAGGGGAGCUUUGACUUGCUACUUUUUAAUACACUUUUCUCCACGAAAAAUGACUGGGAAAGAAUGAAAACUAGUCUUCGCAGUGUGCUGACAGGUUGAAAAGAACCUCAUGCUAUUUUUUUUCCUUUCGAUCUCGUAGUUUAUUUUUUUUGUUCAUUGAUUUUCACUGAAAAAUGCAAUGAUUGAGAUACUUAAUCGGUGAAAAUUAGUCCGGGGGCGGAGUUCUGUAAAUAAGUGUAUAGAUUUCAGGAGCAAUACUUAAUAACACGUGUGUAUUUCGGAAUAGAAGUGUUGAAACAGCAGCAGAUAUUUUUUUCAUUGAAUAUGGAACUAUCGCGAGAAGAAAUCAAUGCGAAGAAAGUUAUCAGUAAAAAUUUCUUGCGAGAAACUCAAUUUCCGUGGUCAAUAGAGAAUUAUAUCAAGAGGAAAAGAAAGUUUAUCCAUUUUUCCGAGGUUUUAAUGGAGCUAGAGAAAUUAAUGCAACGUCAUUAAGUCAUAAACAGCAUCAGUGAGCUGCUGAACGUCAACUAUAACGAAUAUUAACUUAGUCUAUAGGUGAAUCGAGGCAAUUAAAACCAACAUUCUAUC
Molecule: messenger RNA, 4341 nt
Organism: Diachasmimorpha longicaudata
Lineage: Eukaryota; Metazoa; Arthropoda; Insecta; Hymenoptera; Braconidae
Exons: 2
Coding region: 229-3558 (1109 amino acids)
Source: RefSeq, a predicted model, not a curated record